Leptopilina boulardi is the source of this 2340-nucleotide messenger RNA. RefSeq names its product lachesin-like. Gene Ontology annotation, cellular component: neuron projection. The coding region runs from base 157 to 1470 and encodes 437 amino acids. NCBI's taxonomy places the organism in Eukaryota, Metazoa, Arthropoda, Insecta, Hymenoptera, Figitidae. The transcript is spliced from 11 exons. The record is from RefSeq and is a predicted model, not a curated record.
GCAUUCUUCAAUACAUAUGGUUUGGUUGCGAAAUGUCCACCCACCAAUCGAAUCACGUGCGUCGCGACGACGUGUUCUAAUAUCAACUCUCGCCUUAAAUGUGAUUUCUUCCAUUUUCAAAAAUUUCCCAAGUGGACUCAUGAAAAGUAUACUAAGAUGAUAGUACAAGAAAAAACGAUUAUUGUGGUGGUAUUUGCACUUCUAAUUUAUUCUGAGGACAAUUUAGGUAGAGCUUUUCAACCGGAAUUUAUCACUCCCAUUGCCAACGUAACUGUAGCAAUUGGAAGAGACGCAGUUUUCACUUGUUUAGUGGAACAUUUAGGGGGUUACAGGGCAAGUUGGGUGAAAGCGGAUACAAAAGCCAUUCAAGCAAUUCACGAUCAUGUAAUAACUCAUAAUCCACGAGUGUAUGUGUCACAUGGUGAUCAUUCAACAUGGAGCUUACAUAUAAAAGGUGUUCAAUUAGAAGAUGCAGGCGUGUAUAUGUGCCAAAUAAAUACUGAUCCAAUGAAAAGCCAGACAGGUGUCUUAACCGUACUUGUUCCUCCGGACUUUUUAUCAGGAGAAACGUCAAGUGACGUUAUGGUCAGAGAAGGUGGACAAGUAACAUUAACUUGCCAUGCAAAAGGAGUUCCGCAACCUACUGUCAGCUGGCGUCGAGAAGAUGGAAAAGACAUUGUUUUACGUCAAGUACUUUUAGGAAAAACAAUUCAAAAGCCAAAUAAAAUUGUUGUUUCAGAAUAUAAAGGAGAAGAAUUAAAAUUAAUAAACGUUCUCCGACAUGAAAUGGGUGCCUACUUCUGUAUUGCUAGCAAUGGAGUUCCUCCAGCAGUCAGCAAACGUAUCAUCGUUAAUAUACAUUUUCCUCCAAUAAUCCAUGUGCCUAAUCAACUAGUUGGGGCUCCACUAGGGACAGAUGUAGAUUUGGAAUGUUUUGUCGAAGCAUCACCCAAAGCGAUAAAUUAUUGGGUUAAAGAGACGGGGUCAAUGAUUAUUUCUAACUCAAGACAUGAUGUUCAAACAACCAUUAAAUCACCAUUUGAAGUUCGUAUGAAACUAACAAUCCGAAAUUUACAAAGGCAAGACGUAGGCUCUUAUCGUUGUGCAGCGAAGAAUUCUUUGGGAGAGAUGGAGAGUAAUAUCCGUUUAUAUGAAAUUUCGGGACCCUCGAGAACUCAGACGGUACUUCUUCCUGCUCUUUCUGAUGAAAACCAAGAUGAAGAGGAUGUUAGUGUUAUUAUUGUUGGUGCAAAUAAUAUAGAAAAAAAGGAAAAUAAACCAGUAGACAAUACAGUUCAUGGUCACAUAGGAUACCCAACAGCUUCCAUAAUACCACCUACCACUAAGUUAAAUAAAAAACAUUUCUCUAAUCCUAAAAUUUCAUCAUCGAGGGGCAACAAAUUACAAUCCAGUAACAGUAUUUUUAAGGUGCUAAUAAUUGUGCUUGCAAACCUCAAAUGGCAACAAUAAGCAAUCGGAGCAUUUAAUGUAUUAUAUAUAUAUUAUAAACGGCUUGACGAUUCAUUAAAGAAUUCUGUUAUAUGCACUAUCAAAUAAAAUAUACCUCAAAAAAGCAAGGAAGAAAAAGGAGUCUAUAUAUAAGAUUUUUAUCAACAAAAAUGUUAAGGGUUGUAAAAUUUCUUUUACAAAAUCUAUAAACAAAAUCAUAAAGAUAUACACAAAGAAAUGAUGUUUUAUGUAAUAUUAUGAAAUAUAUGUAUAAUAAUAUUACAUCCGUUUACUUUUAUUUUAUAUAAUAGUCAUAUGUAAAAAUUCAAAAUUUUUACAUAAGCAAAAUUUACUUGAAGGGCAUCACUAAGACGAGACAAACAAUGCGAGUCGACUCCUUUGGUAAACAAUUUUAACAUAAUAAUAGUAAUUAUGAAUAAACUAAAGGUAUGUAGACCUGAUUCGUGAUAAUCCUUAACUGUUUUAUUUUUACUAUUUUACUACUUUAUACUUAAUAAAUUCAGAAAUAUACUUGAGGGUGACGAGAAAUUUGCUAAUUCAUAUGAAACUAGAAACAAAAAUAUAUAAUUGAAAUUUCUUUAAUCAUAUUAAUCUUCUAGAUAUGGAAUUUAUUGUGAAAAUGAAAUUGAAAUGACACUAUUUUAUUCAGCCAAACCAUUCUUCGAAAGAAGAAUGUUAAUUAACAGCCACUCAAACUCGAUAUGCAAGACUCCCUCUGAAGAUAACAGCUUCAACAGCAAUAGUACGAUUCACCUUACUAUAGGAGUAAAUGAGCAUCCUGUCUGAAUUUUUAUACAAAUAUUAAUCGCCGAUGCAUAGCAUGCACACUUAUAAAAAACAAAACAUACAGUGGAAAGGAAUAAUUAAUAA